Molecule: messenger RNA, 1271 nt
Organism: Bursaphelenchus okinawaensis
Lineage: Eukaryota; Metazoa; Nematoda; Chromadorea; Rhabditida; Aphelenchoididae
Source: the annotation of a GenBank genome assembly
AUGGAUCUAAUUCAUUGUAAAGACAUAUCAGAUAACCCCUACAGGACAAAACAUAAUCUUACAGAACAAGAGUUGAAGAUAAGAAAAAAGUGCAUUGCUGAGUACACUUUGGUAAGUUUUGCUUUAUCUUUAAAAGCGUUGUAAUAUUUUAUGUAAUGUGACAUUUUUAGAUUGAACAAAAUGAAGUUUUACCACCUCCUUACACUUGGUAUAGCGAUCAAAUCGCUGGACAUAAUAUAAACGUGAUAAAAGACGGGAAAUGUCAAAUAGGUAUGAAUAGCUUUACAUUUAUUAAAGCUUUGCUGAACAUUAAUAUAGUUUUUAAAGCUGGUUCAACCCUUAAUUGUAAUUUUUUUGUGUAAAAUGAUUUUUUUAGGUAUAAUCAAAAAAGAUGAUUCUAAAAUCUUGAAGCUUCGUAUGCCUUUUGAACGUGGAGAUUGUGAGGUAAUCGAAUUUGUUAUUUUUAUUUCUUUUUAGGUUUGGUUUUACAGCAUGAUUCAGAAAGCUUCAACUUCUUUAAAUCAAAUUGACAAGUUAGAGGCUGCUUUCAAAGAUUUGGUGGAAUGGGUCCCAAAAUACUACGGGUUAGAGACAUUACUUCUUUCUGGAAUUGAUCGCCAAUUUUUGGUAAUGGAAGACUUGUUGGCCAGUUACCAACAGCCCUGUUUGAUAGAUGUAAAGAUGGGUAAGGUGUCCUUUGACCCACAUGCAACAGAACAGAAGAAAACCCAAGAACUGAGCAAAUCUGCAUAUCAACAAGCGUCUGGGUUCCGUGUUUUGGGCUACAGAGUCCAUAAGAAUGGACAGGUAGAGUCGAGAGACCGUGUGUGGGGCAAAACAUUAAACCAGGACAGCAUAACAGAAGGUACGUGUUUUGUUAUGUAAUUUAUUUGUAUGUUUAGGUUUCAAAUCGUUUUUGUCGUCAGAUCGGUCAGAUAAGUCAGCAACCAAAGGUUUACUGAGCAAGAUACGAUUGUUGGAAAAGUAAGUAAGAGAAAACAGUAAUUAUUUAUAGUUACUUAUUAAAGAUAGUAAUUUAGGUAAAACUUCGAUAAUAAUAUGUUUUUAGGCAUUUCCAGACACAUUCCCAAUUACAAUUCUACGCGAGUUCUAUUUUGUUAAUAUACGAAGGCGACCAAGCACUGCCUACCAAUGAACAAUUAAAGAUGAUAGACUUCUCUCACGUUUUUCAAAUUCCAAAUACCGCUGAUCUCAAUUACAUCCCCGGUUUACAAACACUAACGGAUAUAUUUGUAAAUAUUACUAGAUAA